Messenger RNA from Xylona heveae TC161, 1475 nucleotides. Its product is annotated as Dihydroorotase. The transcript is spliced from 2 exons. Bases 151 to 1236 code for a protein of 361 amino acids. Gene Ontology annotation, biological process: 'de novo' pyrimidine nucleobase biosynthetic process; pyrimidine nucleotide biosynthetic process. Gene Ontology annotation, cellular component: cytoplasm. Gene Ontology annotation, molecular function: dihydroorotase activity. Lineage: Eukaryota; Fungi; Ascomycota; Xylonomycetes; Xylonales; Xylonaceae. The record is from RefSeq and is a predicted model, not a curated record.
CUUUGGCCUUUGCCGUUGCUAUACUUCGUACUUCUGACUCUUUAAUUCACUUUUUCUCCCCUAAUAAUAUAUUUUGAAGCUAUUCUCCCGCUGUGCCUAAGCUCUAUCACUGCUUCAAUUGAGGCACAAUAUACUCAGAGAAGCAACACCAUGUCCUUUCAGGAACGUUUCAACGGGCUCGAACUGCCCGCCUCCGCCGAUUUUCACGUUCAUCUUCGCGAUGGCACCAUGAUGGAGACUGUCACUCCCACCAUUCGCAAAGGAGGCGUUGAUACUGUCUAUGUCAUGCCCAACCUAGUUCCCCCGCUCACUACUCCCGCCCAAUCGCUUUCCUACAAGUCCCGUCUUGAAGCUAUUGAUCCAUCCGUUACCUACCUUAUGUCGUUGUACCUGCACCCUUCAAUCACACCCGAAAUCAUUCGAGAAGCCAAGGCUGCGGGCAUUACCGGUGUUAAAUCCUACCCUGCAGGCGUGACUACCAACUCCGCCGCAGGUGUCGUAUCCUACGAGGCAUUUUACCCAGUCUUCGAAGAAAUGGAGCGUCAAAAUAUGAUUCUGAACCUCCACGGCGAGAAGCCAUCUGGAGAGGAUAUCACAGUACUGAACGCCGAAGAGCGAUUCCUCCCUACGCUCAAGGAGAUCCACAAGCGAUUCCCCAAGUUGCGUAUCAUCCUCGAGCACUGCACUACCGCGGCAGCGCUGAAGACAGUCAUGGAGUGUGGUCCCACCGUCGCAGGAACAAUUACGGCACACCAUUUGUUCCUGACGGUGGACGACUGGGCUAGUGAUCCUUUCUGCUUUUGCAAGCCGGUGGCCAAAUUGCCAAGCGAUCGGGAAGCACUCUUGAAGGCUGCAGCUGCGAAUAGCCCCAAGAUUUUCCUGGGCACUGAUAGUGCACCCCAUCCUGCGACUGCCAAGAGAGGCGGUGCUGAUGGAAAGGGAAAGACCGUCGCUGGAGUCUUCACACAGCCAUAUGCGACGCAGCUGGCUGUGGGCGCAUUCGAGAAGGCAAUCGAAAAGGGAUGGUUGAAGGACAAUGAGGUAACUGUGGACGUUGUGAGGGGCUUCCUGGGAGAGAACGGACGAAAGUUCUACGGCGUGCCGCAGAGUGAAAGCCGAAUCGUCCUUAGAAAAGGAGAAGAGAAGGUUGUGGAGGCAUUCGCGAGUAAAGGCGGGGAAUUGGAGGUUGUGCCGUUCAGGAGGGGCGAACCGACAUGGAGUGUGGAGUGGAAGUAGAUUGUAAGGUCGGUAUUGGAUGAUUUAUUGAGUGCAUAGAGAGGCAUGGCAGGAAAUCUGUGUAGAUAUAUGAUGGACUGGAGGAUAUACCUUGACUUGUGUAUAACAUUUGGAUACAAACUUAUUUUCCUUUCAUACAAGCCGUAGCAAUGGCCCGCUGGAUCAGGGCUGAAAAGAAUGUGAAGGAAAAAAAAUCUCUUUUAUACCUAAGCUAGAACGUAAUAUCAUGCGCCACACCC